Plasmodium coatneyi is the source of this 975-nucleotide messenger RNA. RefSeq lists its product as uncharacterized. The transcript has 7 exons. The coding region runs from base 340 to 975 and encodes 211 amino acids. The record is from RefSeq and is a predicted model, not a curated record. Lineage: Eukaryota; Apicomplexa; Aconoidasida; Haemosporida; Plasmodiidae.
AUAUUACACUUACACAUAACCUCACGCAUUUGCAGCAAAAUGAACGUAAAAUGUGGCCCCCUUGGAAUUUUAUUUUUCACUUGUUUUCCCCUUUAGCGGAAAGCUAAGUUAGCCUGUUUACCCGUUUGUGGAGAAUACCUGCGAGAGGGCGCAUAUUUGGGGAGACCGCCCGCCUGCCGUCAUGCGAACGACUUCGCCGAGAAAUCUAUCGGUGAGCACUCAGCCAGGCAGUCACUUGGGAAGUCGCUCAGGAAGUGGGCCAAUUGAACAGUUAUGUAAACCGCCAUACACCCAUCCGUGUGACCAGUUUCUCUCUUCCCCCCCACGUGUACGGUCCAAAUGAUACCCACACCAGUUUCGAAAAAGAUAAGGAGCAGGCUGAGUUUGUCCAUCCAUAAAAAGCCCCACUUUUUGUUUCGCCAAAAUUUACUACUGGACAAAGGGGAAAAAUGGGAACCGAAGUUAAGGAAGGGACACCCUGAAUUCGCCAAGCAGUUCGACAUACUAAACCGGCAGGUCACCGGCUUCCGCAAGUACAAACCGCCCGUAGUGAAAAGGGAAGAAACGAAAAGGAACUACGACAUAACGAACUUUCACGAGGUGAAAUCCAAGUUUAGGUUUGACAUAAAUGGGUUUUUCGAAGAUGAAGGGAACGUCUUCUGCCAGGAGCUCUACAAAACCGCCAAGCGCAUGUAUAUAGUUGGCUGGAUUAAGUGCAGGCGGCGAUUUGCCAUGGGCCACUUUCAAGGAGACGCCUAUGCCAUUUCCUAUUUGAGGCACUGGUUCGACAUGUACUCAUCACAGACGAACAGGAUAGAUAAGCUGAGGAUUUUCGACGAGAACCACGGGAUACCCAGCUUCGAUUAUUACAACAUCACAGUGGUGAAAGACUACAGAAGCCCAGCGAAGAAGAAAAUGCACCUCAUUCAGAGUAAGGAUUUUUUAAAAACGAAAGCGUUAUUCAACUUGAAGUGA